Messenger RNA from Scleropages formosus (Asian bonytongue), 2542 nucleotides. RefSeq names its product interleukin-31 receptor subunit alpha. The coding region runs from base 385 to 2334 and encodes 649 amino acids. The transcript has 17 exons. The record is from RefSeq and is a predicted model, not a curated record. NCBI's taxonomy places the organism in Eukaryota, Metazoa, Chordata, Actinopteri, Osteoglossiformes, Osteoglossidae. Gene Ontology annotation, molecular function: protein binding.
AAAACUAUUGAUUUAAUGUUACAGAACUCAUACAGAAUGUAUUUUAAUGUUUUAUUAUUGUAAUGUGAUACAGUAAGUAUACCGGUGUCUCGUUAGUUUAAAGUCUUAGUUUAUCAGACACUAGUAUUCGCAUUUUUCGAGAAUUUUGCAGAAACUGAAUGUUGCAAUAGCCUGACGUUGCUACCACUGGAAAAGGAAGGACUAUCAGUAACACAGAAACACCCAGUGUAAAAACCACAAACAUAGGGAAAGAUGUUGUUUUUUUAAAAAACCAAUAGAAGUCUUGUGUUUUUGUCUUUUGCUUUUUGAGGCUCUCAUUCAGUACCGCUAUUAUAUAUUACUGCCUCAUAAUAUACUGUGGACGUUCUUACAACACUGUGAACGAUGUACAGAAUGGAGCAUAACUGUUCAUUGUGGGCUUUCACUUUUCUAAUGUUGCUGUGUCCAGGUGUACUUUUUUUGACAAAUGGUGCAAAGGAAAGUAACAGAACCAUCUACACAGGACUAAAAAUUAAGGCUGCCGAUUUGACAAUAUGCGAUAAUGCAUGUGUCAUUGAUGAAGCCAACUGCAUUCCCAGAUUUCCAUAUAUCAAUCCAGAUUUUGUGAACAACUUCUCGUGUUUUUAUGCACCUUCUGAAAAGUCUAUUACCUGCAACUGGAACAUUGUUAGCAGCUACAAUGAAGAAAUGACAUACUCUUUGAUUUUCAGUAGAAAUAUCCUCUACUCCUGCCCGAGCAUUUUUGGUCCACUGGGACGAUUUAAUGUGACAAUUAUAGGAAGGGACAACAUGAACAAGAUCAAGCUGUUGUCUUCACAUUUCUUUGUGCUCAUCGAAACAAUAGUCAAAACCCCGAGCCCAACAAUCACAUCAAUACAUGCAAAAAAUACAUCAUUGCAUGUGAAGUGGAGCAUCAACAUGGAUAAUACAGAUUGGACUAUUAAACAACAACAAUGUGAAGUUCAUUAUAGGUCUACCUCCAGCCACCAGUGGUCAAAGGUCGAUGUGAACGGCACCAGUGGGAAUGGUGUGUACACCAUUAAUGGCCUGCAGCCGUUCAGCGAGUACAGCGUAGCAGUUGCCUGUAAAGCAGCUGAUUAUACCUACUGGAGUGACCGCAGCAGUGAGGUUGUGACGAAGACACCGGAGAACCCCCCCACGAAGCUACUGGACGUGUGUCAGCGUGUGGAAGGACAUCGCAGACUGACACUCCUGUGGAAGGCUUUAGAAGAUGAAGAUUUUCGUGGGCCUAUCCUUGGUUAUACGGUGCACUACAAAUCUCGUGCCAACCAGUCUCUGUCCAGAACAUUUAACACCACCAAUCUGAAAGCCAACAUUGUGCUGACGGAGGACGAAUACGAAGUCUGGGUAACGGCUUAUAACACGGUUGGAGACUCUCCCUUUCGCCUUAUUAAUGUGACUUCUGAUACCGAACACCGAUCUCAUCUGAACUCUGCUGUGCCGUCUGUCAGAGGGAUCUGGGCGAGUUCUCAGGGCAACAACAUGUGGGUCCAGUGGGAUGCCGGGAACGCAAAAGAGCUAAUCAGUGAGUUCGCCAUCGAGUGGGCUGUGGAUGGAAAACCUGCAACCAGCCAGUGGCUGCGAGCUAACAGCACCACCGACACCGUUGCCUUGCAAGGCAAACUUCAGCCAAACUCAAGGUUCAACAUCAGUGUUUAUCCCAUUUACAAAAGUAUCUGUGGCCCUCCGAAAUCAAUCCAGGCCACCCUGGAGGAUGGCGCACUUGGGGACAUUGGAACAUGGGAUUUGGCCAGUGUGACCAAGAACACAGCCACUUUGCAGAAGAAGGAGCCGAAUGUUCGAGACAACAGUUUGCCCAGAAUCACAAUGAAACUCAACCGCAAAGGCAAUGUUCAGGACUUUCCAGUCAGUUCAGAUGAACAAUAUUUCACCCUCAGAAAUCUGACACCAAACACAAAAUACAGUGUUCAGGUGAUAGCAGAAAACUGCAAUAGUGGCACUUGCGGUGGUACCAUUCAGUUCCAAACUCUGCAGUUUGAUAUCGAAGACAUUUUUGCCAUAACCAUUCCAACUUUCCUGCUUAUCUUGGGAGCACUAGUCAUCUUUCUUUCUGUGACUGUAUAUAGGAGCAAUUUCUUUCCAGUGAUUCCAAACCCAUCUAAAAGCCUUGUUGGAAAGUGGCUGUUGGAGACACAGCAUGAGAUAGCACCGAAGCUGCUGCAAUUAGAAGGGCUCUCCGCUCUGCACGUGCCUUCCGAUGGCUACUACAUUCAAGUCAAGCCAUCGGAGCUCUCAGUCAUCACUGUGUCCACAGGACAGACCCAGCUGGCAGUGCAACAUGACUACAUCUAGAGCAAUCUUUACCCAACGGAAAGUCUCGCUAGGCCUCUCCCGCAUCAUCCUUGAUAGCUGGCAGUAUAAUUAUUUUUUGUCUUAAUUUCAUAUACAGUAGAUUCGGUUUACUUUCUCGGUAACUGUUACAGUAUAUCUUUGUUUUUAGAAGAGAAUUGAAAAAAAUAUUUACUCACUACGGGGGGCGCGGUGGCGCAGUGGGUUGGAC